Messenger RNA from Psylliodes chrysocephalus, 501 nucleotides. NCBI's taxonomy places the organism in Eukaryota, Metazoa, Arthropoda, Insecta, Coleoptera, Chrysomelidae. The record is from the annotation of a GenBank genome assembly.
AUGUCAAAAUGGUACGAUAGAGAGGGAAUAAUUGAUAAAAUAGAAAUUGCUCCAAUUAUUAUUACAUCAAACAGCGAUGAUAGUGAUUUCAGCAGCGUUGAAUCUGAAAAAAGGGGUCAGCAGAACUGGCAAUCAAAUUUCUUGAAGGGUAUGAAUCUUACCCGUGUUUAUGGCUGUUCUUAUAAAAACAAAGAUGGUCGUAAAAACGCUUAUCAAAAACUUUCCGAAUUAAUGGAUAUUGAAGGCUUUGGAAUUGCUGAAGAAAUUGAAUCGGAAUCACAAUCUGAACUUGAUGCUGGUCUAGAAAAUACGCAGUCAGCAACUAUCGACAUAGUGCCAUCUUCCUCGAAUGAGUCAUCCGUGGCCAAAGUGCCAUCUUCCUCGGAAGAGUCAUCCGUGGCCAGAAAACCAAUCGCACAAAAAUUAACCUCGACCUACACAGCUCCAAAGAGGGUUCGAAAAAGGACAAGUAGCACAAAUAAGGCUAUACACGGGCUAUAG